This is a messenger RNA of Acomys russatus (golden spiny mouse), 1980 nucleotides long. It is a transcript of the gene Cog8, whose product is annotated as component of oligomeric golgi complex 8. The transcript is spliced from 5 exons. The record is from RefSeq and is a predicted model, not a curated record. Lineage: Eukaryota; Metazoa; Chordata; Mammalia; Rodentia; Muridae. Gene Ontology annotation, biological process: N-terminal protein amino acid modification; intra-Golgi vesicle-mediated transport; peptidyl-methionine modification. Gene Ontology annotation, cellular component: COG complex; mitochondrion. Gene Ontology annotation, molecular function: peptide deformylase activity. Bases 45 to 1976 code for a protein of 643 amino acids.
CGCCCUCACAAGGCCUGGGGAGGAAGUGACGGUGCUGUGGGAAAAUGGCGGCUGCUCUCUCUCUCCAGUCCCCCACUACUGCUUCGGCUACGACGACAGCCACGGCAGCUGCGCUAGGGGAGGUGGAAGAUGAAGGACUCCUGGCGUCGCUGUUCCGUGACCGCUUCCCCGAGGCCCAAUGGCGUGAGAAACCUGACGUGGGCCGCUACCUCCGGGAGUUGAGCGGCUCAGGGCUGGACCGGCUGCGACGGGAGCCCGAGCGUUUGGCGGAGGAGCGGGCCCAGCUGCUGCAGCAGACGCGCGACCUGGCCUUCGCCAAUUACAAGACGUUCAUUCGCGGCGCCGAGUGCACCGAGCGCAUCCACCGUCUCUUUGGCGACGUGGAGGCGUCCCUCGGGCACCUGCUCGACCGUUUGCCCGGCUUUCAGCAGAGCUGCAGGAAGUUUGUGAAGGAGGCGGAGGAGAUCAGCUCCAAUCGCCGGAUGAACACCCUGACUCUGAACCGGCACACAGAAAUCCUGGAGAUUUUAGAGAUUCCCCAGCUUAUGGAUACCUGCGUCCGAAACAGCUAUUAUGAAGAGGCCCUGGAGCUCGCAGCCUAUGUACGGCGACUGGAAAGGAAAUACUCGUCCAUCCCUGUUAUCCAGGGCAUUGUGAAUGAAGUGCGCCAGUCCAUGCAGCUGAUGCUGAGCCAGCUGAUCCAGCAGCUGAGGACCAACAUCCAGCUCCCUGCCUGCCUGCGUGUUAUUGGCUAUCUUCGGCGCAUGGAUGUCUUCACUGAGGCUGAGCUGAGGGUGAAGUUCCUUCAGGCCCGGGAUGCUUGGCUUCGCUCCAUCCUGACUGCCAUCCCUAAUGACGAUCCUUAUUUCCAUAUCACAAAAACCGUCGAGGCCUGCCGGGUCCACCUCUUUGAUAUCAUCACCCAGUACCGUGCCAUCUUCUCUGAUGAGGACCCCUUGCUACCACCUGCCGUGGGCCAGUACACUGUGAAUGAGGGUGCCAUCUUCCAUGGCUGGGUGCUGCAGAAAAUCGCACAGUUCCUGCAGGUGCUAGAGACCGACCUUUACCGGGGUAUUGGUGGCCGCUUGGACUCUCUGCUAGGCCAGUGCAUGUACUUUGGGCUAUCCUUUAGCCGGGUAGGGGCUGAUUUCCGGGGCCAGUUGGCUCCUGUUUUCCAGAGGGUGGCAAUCAACACUUUCCAGAAAGCAGUUGAGGAAGCAGUGGAGAAAUUCCAGGAUGAGAUGACUUCCUACACCCUCAUCUCAGCUGCAGCCAUUCUGGGCAGCAGUAACAUGCCUGCUGCAGUACCAGCCACACAGCCGGGGACGCUGCAACCACCAAUGGUGCUCUUAGACUUCCCACCCCUUGCCUGCUUCCUCAACAACAUUUUGGUUGCUUUCAAUGAUCUUCGUCUCUGCUGCCCAGUGGCCCUAGCACAGGAUGUGACUGGAGCCUUGGAGGAUGCGCUUGCCAAGGUAACCAAAACAAUCUUGGCAUUCCAUCGUGCUGAGGAGGCUGCGUUCAGCAGCGGGGAGCAGGAGACCUUUGUCCAGUUCUGUACUGCCUUCCUGGAAGACCUUGUUCCUUACCUGAACCGCUGUCUUCAAGUCCUUUUCCCACCAGCUCAGAUAGCCCAGACUUUAGUAACGUUUUUCUAUUUCGUUUUUCCUACUGUUGGGUCAGGCAUUUCACCCUCCCAGCUCUCCAAGUAUGGAAACCUUGGACAUGUCAACAUCAGCGUCAUCCAGGAGCCUCUUGCCUUUAUCCUUCCUAAGCGAGAGAUGGUCUUCUCUCUAGAUGACCAGGAGCUAGUGCCAGACCUCGUGGCCCCAGCUCCAGAGCUUCCUGCGGAGCAGCCCAAUUUGGAGCCUGUUACUUCAGCGGCCCCUGAGGGCGGGUCAGAGAAGGGAGAACCAGGGGAACCGCCAGUGGAGGGGGAGUCAGUGCCUGCCAACCCACCCAGUGAGGAGACAUAGGCAG